AUGGCUCAUCGAUUGGUUUGGUAUUCGCUUUUGUUGGUCAGUUUUACGACUGUAUAUGUUGCUGCCUGCGAUGGAAAGGAACUAUGUUUGUUGGAGGCAUUGAAAGACUUGAAGGAAUGUAAAAAAGCCGUGCUAGCUUCACUCCUCAAGCCCCUUUUGGAAGCGAAGCUUGAAAAGAAAGAGAAGUCAUGCUCGUUAUGCCACAAGGAACCACCGCCGCCUCCUGCUACUAUCCUGUUGGUGCCAGCUGCACCGACACCGUGCGCUCCAGCACCUUUCAUAUCGUUGGCACCAUCACCCGUGCCCCCGUGUGCUCACAUGCCUCCUCCUUCCCCAUGUGCUCCUAGUACAGGAGUUCCGAUGAACGCUUACAUGGUUUCCGCCCCCGUACCAGUUACUUUAGAGGCCAAACCCAUAAAAUCAUCUUGUCCUUGUAGCGCCUGUAGCAAAUUGUAA
Molecule: messenger RNA, 456 nt
Organism: Leptidea sinapis
Lineage: Eukaryota; Metazoa; Arthropoda; Insecta; Lepidoptera; Pieridae
Exons: 5
Coding region: 1-456 (151 amino acids)
Source: RefSeq, a predicted model, not a curated record